UAAAGUUAAAUUCGAAGAUAAAUUUAGUAAAAAGGUCAGUGUUAGCAUUAUAUCAUAUUAAACAAUAAACGAAUUAGUAAAUAUUGUAACACAUAUAUUAUUAUACACUUAGACUUCCCAAUUUUUAAGAACUUAUCACCAGUUUGUUUAUUAUAACCUACAAACUCCAAACAUGUUUGAAGAAACAAAUUUAAACAAAACAAUUAAAACGGAACCGAUCGAUGAUUAUCCUCAAGUGAAGCAGGAAUUUGAUGAUUAUGAAAAUACAUCCGAUUUGUAUACGGAUAAUGAUGAUAUAUGUCUGCAGCAAUUUCUAAAAUCUGAGGUUACAAUUGACGGGGAAAUAAAACAAGAGACGAUUGAUGACCAAUAUGACGUGACUAGUACAAACAAAACUGUAUUAGAUGAAAAUUCUUCCCUAUGUAACGAAGAGAUCAGUGAAUCAAGUACGAUAGUCGAUAGUACAAACAAAACAUUUGACAAAGUUUCAGGAAAAGAUAAGACAACUAGUAAGUUGAAAUACAAAUGUAAAUCAUGCAGUAAAACAUUUGUAGAAAAAGGUAACUUAAAAAAACAUGAAAGGAUCCAUACUGGAGAGCGGCCUUAUGAGUGCAAAAUAUGCAAUAAAAGAUUUUCACAGUCAAGUAAUUUAAGACAGCAUUUAUCAGUGCAUACAGGUGAACGUCCUUACGCAUGUGAAAUAUGUAAUAAAACAUUCAGAAUGAAAAAAAUGUUAAAACAACAUAAAGCCGUCCAUUCUGGAGAACGCCGUAAUGAGUGCAAAAUAUGCAAUAAAACAUUUAAAAGAAAAAAUAAUUUAAAACAACAUGAAAUGAUUCACACUGAAGAAAGGCCUCAUGAGUGCAACAUAUGCAAUAAAAGAUUUUCACGGCCAAGUAUUUUAAGAGAGCAUUUAUCAGUGCAUACUGAAGAACGACCUUACGCAUGUGAAAUAUGUAAUAAAACAUUCAGAACAAAACCUAUAUUAAUGCAACAUAAAACAGUACAUACUGGAGAACGCUGUAAUGAGUGCAAAAUAUGCAAUAAAACAUUUUCAAAUAUAGGUAAUUUAAUAGCACAUUUAUCAGUGCAUAGUGAAGAACGACCUUAUGAAUGUGAGACAUGCAAUAAAACAUUUAAAAGAAAAAAUAAUUUAAAACAACAUGAAAUGAUUCACACUGAAGAAAGGCCUCAUGAGUGCAACAUAUGCAAUAAAAGAUUUUCACGGCCAAGUAUUUUAAGAGAGCAUUUAUCAGUGCAUACUGAAGAACGACCUUACGCAUGUGAAAUAUGUAAUAAAACAUUUAGAACAAAACCUAUAUUAAUGCAACAUAAAACAGUACAUACUGGAGAACGCUGUAAUGAGUGCAAAAUAUGCAAUAAAACAUUUUCAAAUAUAGGUAAUUUAGUAACACAUUUAUCAGUGCAUAGUGAAGAACGACCUUAUGAAUGUGAGACAUGCAAUAAAACAUUCAAAACAAAAAAUAAUUUAAAACAACAUGAAAUCAUUCACACUGAAGAAAGGCCUCAUGAGUGCAACAUAUGCAAUAAAAGAUUUUCACGGCCAAGUAUUUUAAGAGAGCAUUUAUCAGUGCAUACUGAAGAACGACCUUACGCAAGUGAAAUAUGUAAUAAAACAUUUAGAACAAAACCUAUAUUAAUGCAACAUAAAACAGUACAUACUGGAGAACGCUGUAAUGAGUGCAAAAUAUGCAAUAAAACAUUUUCAAAUAUAGGUAAUUUAGUAACACAUUUAUCAGUGCAUAGUGAAGAACGACCUUAUGAAUGUGAGACAUGCAAUAAAACAUUCAAAACAAAAAAUAAUUUAAAACAACAUGAAAUCAGUCACACUGAAGAAAGGCCUCAUGAGUGCAACAUAUGCAAUAAAAGAUUUUUACGGUCGAGUAUUUUAAGAGAGCAUUUAUCAGUGCAUACUGAAGAACGACCUUAUGCAUGUGAAAUAUGUAAUAAAACAUUCAGAACAAAACCUAUAUUAAUGCAACAUAAAACAGUACAUACUGGAGAACGACCAUAUGAGUGCAAAAUAUGCAAUAAAACAUUUUCACAUUCAGGUAAUUUAAUAACGCAUUUAUCAGUGCAUAGUGAAGAACGACCUUAUCUAUGUGACAUAUGCAAUAAAACGUUCAAAACAAAACCUAUAUUAAUGCGACAUGAAAGAAAACAUACUAGAGAACAAACUGGAAUUAAAAAGUCAACUGUUGAAUCAGUCUAG
This is a messenger RNA of Ctenocephalides felis (cat flea), 2233 nucleotides long. RefSeq names its product zinc finger protein 883-like. NCBI's taxonomy places the organism in Eukaryota, Metazoa, Arthropoda, Insecta, Siphonaptera, Pulicidae. Gene Ontology annotation, molecular function: DNA-binding transcription factor activity, RNA polymerase II-specific; RNA polymerase II cis-regulatory region sequence-specific DNA binding. The record is from RefSeq and is a predicted model, not a curated record. Gene Ontology annotation, biological process: regulation of DNA-templated transcription. The transcript has a single exon. The coding region runs from base 173 to 2233 and encodes 686 amino acids.